AUGCCUGAGGACGUCGUGCUACCGAUUCCAAACUCUGCCCUUCCACAAUAUUUCUUUGUGCUCUCCAGGCCAUCGCUCUCGCACCUGCACGAGAAUGCGCGGAAAGAACUUCUGGCAGGUAUUCAGGCGGACCAGAUGGCACCGUAUUAUCGUCUAGUAACAGCAGCAUCCAUCCUCCCGCUUGACCAGGCUCUCCUCGAGUCUAUGGAGAAGGCGAACAAGGAGGAGCUGGAGAAGCUCGACCUGCGGCUAUCAGAGGCCGAGAAGACAGAGGGAGAGUCUGACAUUGCAGAUGCCCUGCACGCACGGGCGAACCACCUCACAAGAAUCGGGGAGAAGGAUAAAGCUAUUGAAGCACAGAAAGUUGCUCUGGAGAAAACAGCGGGGCUUGGCUCGCGAAUAGAUAUGGUCCUUACACUGGCUCGCAUCGCAUUCUUCUUUGGCGACUUCCAAAUGAUCACGGAGAAGCUCACCGAUGCGGAAGAGCUCAUUGAGAAGGGUGGUGACUGGGAUCGCCGAAACCGCCUGAAAGUCUACCGAGGGCUACACUUACUAUCAAUUCGGCAGUUUAAGCGCGGUGGCGAGCUACUCCUUGACGCGCUUUCGACAUUUACUGCUACCGAGUUGGUUUCGUACAAUGACUUCGUCGCCCUUACCAUCAUCGCGAACGUACUCGCUCUGAAGAGGGUGGACUUGAAGAAGAAGCUCAUGGCUGCUCCCGAAGUAACACAAGUAAUCGGAGAGUUACCAACGCUGGCGGAUCUGAUGAAGAACUUGUAUGACUCGCACUACGACAAAUUCUUCUUCGCCCUCAGCACCGUUGAGCAAUCCCACCUUCUACCAUCGCGUCUGCUCUCCCCACACACGCGCUUCUAUGUCCGCGAGAUGCGUAUCCUGGCGUACAGCCAGAUUCUCGAGUCGUAUCGCAGCCUCACGCUCGACAGUCUCGCACGCUCGUUUGGCGUGAGCGUCGAGUUCGUAGACAACGAACUAUCGCGCUUCAUCGCUUCCGGCCAUCUGCACUGCACCAUCGACAAGGUUCAUGGGAUCGUGGAGACAAACCGGCCAUCGCUUAAGAAUGCGCAGUACGAGACUGUGAUCAAGCAAGGUGACCUGCUACUAAAUGCUGUGCAGAGACUGAGUAAAGUAUUAUACUGA
This is a messenger RNA of Sparassis crispa, 1158 nucleotides long. RefSeq names its product Probable 26S proteasome regulatory subunit. Lineage: Eukaryota; Fungi; Basidiomycota; Agaricomycetes; Polyporales; Sparassidaceae. The transcript has 7 exons. The coding region runs from base 1 to 1158 and encodes 385 amino acids. The record is from RefSeq and is a predicted model, not a curated record. Gene Ontology annotation, biological process: proteasome-mediated ubiquitin-dependent protein catabolic process. Gene Ontology annotation, molecular function: protein binding. Gene Ontology annotation, cellular component: proteasome regulatory particle.